CAGACACAGACUCAGAGCAGUUACAGAAACAGACACAGACAGAGGGGCAACGAUAGUACCAGAACCUGAGUACAGACAGAAAACACAGUAAGUUGUUGGAGAUGUCUGAGGUCAUCUAUGCUGUGCCAGAUAUGACCAAGAAGGUCAAGUUUAACAGAGGUGAGAUGAAGGAGAGGAUUGUGGAUAUCUACGUCAGUGCAGACACCCUGAGAGACGGUGAGACCAGCACCAAGAGAGAAGAGACAGCAGACACUGCUCCUAAUAAUGGACCAGGAGACCAGCACUCAGAGCCUGAUAGCUCGGGGAAGAGACCCUUCCUAGUUGCUGCAGUGUGUCUGGGGCUGCUGUGUGUUCUACUGGCUGGGAUCAUAGGCCUAUCUGUCUACUAUAACAGAGCCAUCAAAGAUUCUGAGUAUGAAAGGAACAACUUGUCACAGAGCUGUUCCCUUUAUAAGACUAACGCAACUGCAGAGAGAGACCAGCUACAGACCAGAUACAACAACCUGACUAAAGAGAGAGACCAGCUACAGACCAGAUACAACAACCUGACUAAAGAGAGAGACCAUUUUCAGGCAAAGCUUUUUGUGAUAGAGCAGCAUUGUCAGGAGGGAUGGAGAUACUUUGACUCCAGUUUGUACUUCCUCUCUACUGAGAAGAAAACCUGGGUGGAGAGCAGACAGCACUGUCUGGAGAGAGGAGCAGACCUGGUGAUCAUAAACAGCAGAGAGGAACAGACAUUUCUCUUCAACCUCCACCUGAGAGCCUGGAUUGGUCUGACUGACUCUGUUACUGAGGGGACCUGGAAGUGGGUGGGUGGCAAAUCACUGACCACAGGGUACUGGGGGGCAGAACAGCCUGAUGAUUAUAGGCAGGAGGACUGUGUUGAGAUAUACUAUGGAGAAGAUGACCCUGUAAAGACAUGGAAUGAUGACAAAUGUACCAAAUAUCAUAACUGGAUCUGUGAGAAAGUGGUGUAACUCUCACUACUAUGGUGAGUUUUUCUCUCAC
Molecule: messenger RNA, 1008 nt
Organism: Salvelinus sp. IW2-2015
Lineage: Eukaryota; Metazoa; Chordata; Actinopteri; Salmoniformes; Salmonidae
Product: CD209 antigen-like
Molecular function (GO): signaling receptor activity
Source: RefSeq, a predicted model, not a curated record